Messenger RNA from Perca flavescens (yellow perch), 4291 nucleotides. It is a transcript of the gene ttc16, whose product is annotated as tetratricopeptide repeat domain 16. The transcript is spliced from 18 exons. Gene Ontology annotation, biological process: extracellular matrix organization. The record is from RefSeq and is a predicted model, not a curated record. The coding region runs from base 66 to 2849 and encodes 927 amino acids. Gene Ontology annotation, cellular component: extracellular matrix. Lineage: Eukaryota; Metazoa; Chordata; Actinopteri; Perciformes; Percidae.
GGGUGUGGUCGUGGGAACAGUGCGGGGAGACGGGCUUGGUCCUGCUGGGCUUCCUGACGCUGGCAAUGUCUGUGGGGAACCUGUCCACCAGGGGCCUGCAGGUGCACAACACACAGGAGGACGGCGUGGCGUCCAACAGUCUUGAGGAGGAGCUGGAGGUGACCACGUACUGGUGGGGGGAGUGGGCCAAGUGGACAGCCUGCACUCGUGCCUGUGGAGGGGGAGUGAUGUCACAGGAAAGACACUGCCUCAAACAGCGAAAGAAAGUUGCUGCAGGGAAAGACAACAUGACCUGCACAGGAACUGCUAAGAAAUAUCAUCUCUGCAACACUAAAGAAUGUCCUGCCACUGGGAGGAGCUUCAGAGAGGAGCAGUGCUGGUCCUUCAACUCACAGCUUUACAAUGGGAGGAACUACCAGUGGAAACCUCUGUAUCCUGACGACUACGUUCACAUCUCCAGUAACCCCUGCGACCUCCACUGCACCACCACCGAUGGCCAGAGGCAGCUGAUGGUGAUGGCACGAGACGGCACUUCCUGCAAGUACAGCAGUUACCGCGGCGUCUGUGUGGACGGUAAGUGUGAGCCAAUCGGAUGUGAUGGAGUACUGUUUUCCUCGAACACCUUGGAUAAGUGUGGAGUCUGUCAGGGGGACGGCAGCAGCUGCAGCAGAGUCACUGGAAACUUCCGCCGCGGGGCCACGACUCUGGGUUACUCUUUUAUCACUCAAAUCCCUGAAGGAUCAUGGGACAUCCAGAUCAUUGAGAGGAAGAAGUCGGCCGAUGUUCUAGCUGUGACCGACCAGGCGGGCAACUUCUUCUUUAAUGGCGCCUACAAGGUGGACACUCCCCAGAACUUUCACGCAGCAGGUGCCGUCUUCAAGUACCGCCGGCCCAUGGAUGUUUAUGAGACCGGGAUCGAGUACAUUGUCGCCAAAGGCCCCAUCGACCAGGCCAUCAAUAUUCUGGUGUGGAACCAGAACGGUCGCACACCGUACAUCACAUACGAAUACACCGUCCUCCGAGACUCCCUGCCACCCGUCCCACCUCCUCCCGUCUACACCGGGUCAGACACCUCAGCCGGAGAGGUUUCUGUGGAGGUAGGGGGGCCGAUGGUCCCUAACAGCAGCAUUUAUGACCAGGUGGCCCCUGAGAGCCAGUUGAAGCCGGGAGAUGGGCAGAAAGGCCAAGAGACCAACGAAGUGUAUGAGGAGACAGCGGCCAUCGACUGCGACCAGGAUGGAGCAGCUGCCCCAAAAUUUACAGAAGGAAACAGCAGCCAUGCAGGCAGCACUGCCAACCCUGCCUCUGCUGGUGGACCCUUGGAUACAGGACCAGACUCCCCAAACCUCAUUUGGAGGGUCCUGCUGGAUGGCCGAAUUGGCCCAGAUGAGCUGCUCAUCAACAUCUCAACCAAUCAGCUUCUGACAGAGGGAGACAGUUUGUUCCCGUCAGAUGUGGGACCAGCGGAGGCGGACCUGAGCAGCCUGGAGCAAGACGGGCUGAUGGGUAUCAACGAGACGCUGGAGUUUACUCUGGGUCGCAAACGCAACGACAGCGGAGACAGUUCCUUCCAGAACAAAACAGUGCAAAGCGCUGGGAGGACCUCCAGCCGCUCCAACAGAACCAGGGGGAAUCAAAGGAUCUACCAGAAGAACCUGAAGCUGAGUGCAGCUGACAUGUACCGCUGGAAACUUUCAUCUCAGGAGCCAUGCAGCAUGACUUGCUCUAUAGGAGUGUCAAAGUCCUUCGUCACAUGUAUUCGUUACGAUGGCAUCGAGGUGCAUGAUAUGUACUGUGAUGCUCUGACCAGACCGGAGCCGGUCCACGACUUCUGUAUUGGGAGAGAAUGUCAGCCCAGAUGGGAGGCAAGCAGCUGGAGCGAAUGCUCGAGGACCUGCGGGGAGGGUUUCCAGUUUCGCCAAGUUCGCUGCUGGAAGAUGCUCUCGCCAGGCCUGGACAGCUCGGUCUACAGCGAUGUCUGCACCAUGGCCGACCUGGAGAGACCCGUGGAGAGAAGACCCUGCAAGAGCCCCGCCUGCGGCCCACAGUGGGAGGUGGCAGAGUGGACCGAGUGUCCUGCAAAAUGUGGCAGCAAAGCCCAGGUGACCCGCGAUGUCCGCUGCUCUGAUGAGACCCAACCCUGUGACCAGAUGACCAAACCACCAAACGUCAAAAACUGCACCGGUCCGCCCUGCGAACGCCAGUGGACUGUGUCAGAGUGGGGGCCUUGCUCGGGGUCGUGCGGCCAGGGGAAGACGGUCCGUCACGUGUACUGUAAGGCUGCGGAGGGUCGCGUGGUCCCUGAGAACCAGUGCUCUACGGAGGACAAGCCGCUGGCCAUCCAUCCCUGCGGGGAGAGAGACUGUGCGCCACACUGGCUGAGCCAAGACUGGGAGAGGUGUAACACAACCUGCGGUCGUGGCGUGAAGCGAAGGCUCGUCCUGUGUGUGGGCAUCAGUGGAGGACAGUUCCAGACCUUCGAUGAUGAGGAGUGUGGAGGCAGUGAGAAGCCAGAGGAGGAAAACACCUGCUUUGAGAGGCCGUGCUUCAAAUGGUACACCACCCCCUGGUCUGAGUGCACUAAGACGUGUGGUGUGGGUGUGAGGAUGAGGGACGUCAAGUGUUACCAGAGCAGGGAGCUGGUCCGAGGCUGUGACCCCCUCACCAAACCGGUGGCCAAACAGACCUGCACUCUGCAGCCCUGCCCCACAGAGCCGCCAGAUGAGAGCUGCCAGGAUCGUCCCUCCACCAACUGCCUGCUGGCGCUGAAGGUGAACCUGUGCAGCCACUGGUACUACAGCAAGGCCUGCUGCCACUCCUGCCGCGCCCUACGGCCCCCAACCUCCUAGUCCAGGACACCACCGCCUCUCCGCACCCCCGACUCAAACUGGCAUGAGGAAACAAAUGGGUACGUUUAUGUACACGUGGUACUGCAGUUACUGUGAACAAUGGGAGGAAAGUCCAGAGCUUCCUCCGAUUACUUGGAUUGACAUGGGUUCAUUUGUCAGUUGGAUAGUUUAAAUGAUCAAAAAUGAAAUCUUGAUGUCAGACAAAAACAUGCUGUCAAUCCUGUUGAUGCUGCAUCAACUGCAAUGUUCACACAUAAAACAAAACAGGUUCAUCAUUGUCUUCAUUCACACAGAACGUGUGUCUGUUUUAUUUGGAAUAAAUAGAGAAUCAAUUGGUCAAAAAGAGGGAAAAUGUUUUUAAUUUUGAAGGGAACGUCUCCCCCAGCUUUACAGAAAGAAUUGUUUUUUUCUUGUCCCGAGAAAUGUUUUUUUCUGACCAUCUCCAAUUUUAUGUCAAGAUCUCAGUGUAACGUCAUUAACUUAUGGAAGAAAAAGUAAAUGAAGGAAGAUGGGGGGGACGGACUUUAUAUUCGGGGAAUAAAUGGGCACGAUGGGAAUUUUUGCAGCCAAAGCAGGACCUAUAUUUACAAAAUAGUUAUUGAAUUUGUUGGCAAUCUCAUUGGGAUCCUCUAUGGUUUUUUAUUAUUAACAUUAAACUUAUUUUGGAGUAAUUGUUUCAAUUAUUUCAUUAAUGGUAUUCCAUGUGCUUCUAAUACCGUUUUUGUAUCAAUUAACUGAAAGAACAGACAGUUAAUGUUCCUCAUCAUCCUCACCAUUCAUAUUAUCAUUAUACUGUAUCUCAACCAGAAAGCCAGUUUUAUAUCAGCUGUUAUUCUGGUAGAAAAUCUUCCUCUAACAACACGUGGAGUCAGAAACAAAGUGGAGUCAACGCUCAAACGGUCUCACAGACCUCCAUCACCAGUCAGCAGCUCCAUCUUGUUGUGUCCAUUGCUGCGAUGAAAAGAUCGAUUAAAUUAUUUCUCAACGGAAUAUACUGCAUGACUAGAAUAUUUAAUACAGAUACUGUUUAUGGAAUAUUAUUUAAUUGUGUUUCAGUUUGGUGUCUGGCAUGUAAAAAGUUUAGAUUUCCAUUCCACCCCCCACCUGCCUGCCCGCUUGGCGCUGUGCCAGUACGCCUGCAGGAUAUGGAAGCAUAUUUAUUAGUCAUAGCACAUUUUCAUUUAUCGUGACGCUCCUGAUGCCAGCCAAUGGUUAUUCCUCGGGUCAACUGAUGCCAGUUCUGGUCUGUGUGUGUGUUUGUGUGUGACAGAGGAGAGUUAAUACAAACACAGAAGAUUCCUGACACUUGAAGUAUGGUUGAAAUGUAUUCAGACGUGUACAUGUAUGUGUCAUUUUUAACUUUUGUGUACUGUGUUUUUAUAUAACUGAUACCUCUUUGUACAAAACGAAAGUAUGGACAUUGUGUACUGUUGAUAAUAAAC